AUGCCGAACGCCAAGGAUUUGCCGAAUGAAGGGACUCUGGAGCAACGCCUACGCCAUUACCUUCGAGCGAAGCAGAACCGCACACAAGUCCUGUUGGCAGAUGACAAGCGUAUUCGUGACAGAAUCAACGAGAUUCAGGCCGAGAAAAUGUUACUCGAGGACGAAUGUAUGUUGCUCGAGGAUGAGCUAGAAAGCAAUCUGAGGCAACGUCUCGAAGAUCGCGAGGGCGAGCCACUUCUGCAGGAGCUGAUGGCAGUGGAGCAAAGCAAAUGUCGUCCGGUAUGCGAAGCUAUGCAGCUGAAACUACCACGCGAAAUUCGCGACAUGAUCUAUGAGCAAGUUGUCGGCCCCCCAGCCUGGCACAACGGCCAACAUACUGUACCUGUGGUAGCAUCGAAGGAUCUCGGUAUCUCGGACGCAUUCAAGCUUGUCAGCAACAGCAUCGGUCUGCUGGCCAGCGGCGGAUAUGACCACUUUGGCAAGGCCACACUUCAAGAGUUGGCGGAGUACUGGUACACAAGAAGUACAUUCGACUUCGGCACAGACUUACAUCUCAUCAAAGCCUUCUUCAACAGUGUUGCAGUCGGUACUAGUUGCAAAGCUCUUGAGAUAGUCCGCCAGUUGGAGAUCACAAUCGACUGCAACGACGAGUUCGAGCCGGAAACCGAGCGACUUCUGGCCCGUGAUCUGGCGGAUCUUACACUACGGAUCCAGCCAGCACGGUUACGAAUUUACCUACGCGACAUCCAGGGCGUUGUGCGCUAUAAUGACGACCGGCUCCUGAUCUUACUACACAAUGUCAGGCAACUGCUUCCGGACCUUCCUGGUUGGACGAUCGAAUUCGUUGUGCACGUGGUCACGAAUGACUGUCGAUUAUCGCGAGGAUGGCAAGGAUAUGCAUUCGAAGAUAUCAUACCAGGGCAUCACGUCAACCUGAUGAUACCUGGGAAUACAGCUAUGUCACUCGAUGAGUGGUCGGACAAGUUCAGACGAGUAAGUGAUGAUCUUACUGUGGCAUCACUAUGCAAGCUGACUUUGGAAACGCAGCUUCGGAAAGAACUUGAACAGUACUACGACGAUAUACUGCACGAAGCAGACGACGAAGACGAAGAAGAGGACGAGGAAUCGGAAGAAGACGGUACUGAUGACGAGCGCGAUGAAUACAUGCCUCUUGAUAGAGAUGAGCUUCUUGAAAUCGAGAAAGAGGCGCUGAAAGGAGCGAGUGAGACCGAACUGGAGAGGGAAGCGCUGCAAGUCGAGCUGCAGGCGUUGCGAGAUCGCGACCGCCUCAUGGAAGCCAAGGUUUACGCCGACCACGAUAAGGCGGACGAUGCGUUCUUGGCACUUGCGCAGAUGGAGUGCUUGGAGCUCUGCACCAAAGUUCACAACGCUUUUCCCCGCGAGAUUCGGGACGCCAUCUACAGCUACAUCACUGGUGAUAAAGACGUCUACAUCGCUUGCGGUGAUUACCCAGGCAGAACCUGGGAUUGUCACUCUCUGGCUUCGGCGUGUUGCAUCGCUGCAAACGUCAAAGCAGCUCGUUGGUGGAAGCCCGAGUACAUGGGGGCGCAGAUGGUACAAGAGAUCGGAGAGAACUACUAUCGCUCCUCUCACUUUAUAUUCGAAUCCACUAUCGCCCGCAUUGUUCCGUUCCGCGCCAUAGACCACCUGGACCUGGGCUUCGCACCGGUGGAUUUCAUUUCGAAUGUGGAGAUCAAGAUCAACUGCCGCAACUACAAGUUUAAGCAGAUUGGCCGCGAAGAUAGCUACAUUCCCGCGGACAUACAUUCAAGAGAUGCAGACUUUGAAUCGGGCUGGGUAACAGAACGUCACAGAGAAAGUCCAAAGCAGCUUUUGGUCGAGCUAGAGUUGCUAUUCGGUUUCAGACAUGGCACUGCGAUCACUAUCGAUCUUUUAUCGAAGCUUUGCGAGGACGCUACUCUACUUGAGCAGCAGGAGUGGAUGGCAUACACUGUCGUUCCGGUCAUCUUCCCAAUUCUCCAGCGACUCAAAGAUGUCGGCUGUCGAGCCCGCAUACUUCUCUCUGCUCAGAAGAGUAUGGAAGUGAACUCAUUCGCGUCUAAGUGGAACCCGAAAUCCCUUGAAGCCAUCACACAAGAUGUCCAGGAGUAUGUCAAAGUUGUACAGGACCGCCUGUCCAAAGCUGAGCUUGACAAGGAGGUGAACGUUGAGUCUGACGAAGAUCCGGAUCCUAGUACAGCGUCAAUAUGGGACGCCACUGCUUUCGCUGGGGAGGAGGUCACGUCUGACAAUGCCGACGAGGCAUAG
Molecule: messenger RNA, 2289 nt
Organism: Alternaria metachromatica
Lineage: Eukaryota; Fungi; Ascomycota; Dothideomycetes; Pleosporales; Pleosporaceae
Exons: 4
Coding region: 1-2289 (762 amino acids)
Source: RefSeq, a predicted model, not a curated record